Messenger RNA from Cornus florida, 1206 nucleotides. RefSeq names its product sugar transport protein MST6-like. Gene Ontology annotation, biological process: transmembrane transport. Gene Ontology annotation, molecular function: carbohydrate transmembrane transporter activity. Gene Ontology annotation, cellular component: membrane. The coding region runs from base 1 to 1206 and encodes 401 amino acids. The record is from RefSeq and is a predicted model, not a curated record. Lineage: Eukaryota; Viridiplantae; Streptophyta; Magnoliopsida; Cornales; Cornaceae. The transcript is spliced from 4 exons.
AUGGGCUAUAAUACUAAGGGUGAUGAUAAUAAUAAGGUUGAUAAUACUAAUUAUCAUCGAAAAAUCACCAGAUAUGUGGUGGCAGCUUGGCUUUUUGGUGCGGCCAGUGGACUUAUGUAUGGAUACGAGAUCGGAAUAUCCGGUGGUGUGACAUGCAUGGGUCCCUUUUUGAGUAAAUUCUUCCCCCAAGUUUAUGGGAAGGAGGAGGUUGAUCAAUCAGUGAAGCUGCAAUAUUGCAGAUUUGACAUAGUAUUAUUCAUUCAGUCGCUGCCACAAUACGUCUCCGGGAUGGCUGCAUGUUUUUACCAUUUGAGCAUGAUGGUUGGCAUAUUGAUAGCCAAUUUCAUUAACUUCGCCACUUCAGAGAUGAAGGAUGGCAGGCGUUAUAGCUUGGGUGGUGCUGGAAUCAUCGCUUUCUUUAUAAUCAUGUCAGCAUAUUUCAAUUCUGAGACUCCAGAUUCUCUGAUAGAGAGAGGCAAGUAUGAGGAGGCCAAACAAAAGCUCAAAAACAUUGGUGGCGUCGUCGACGACAUUGAGGCCGGGUACGACCACUUGGUGGACGCUAUUCGAGAAUCACAGAAAGUGAAGCACCCUUGGCGUAACAUCCGAAAGAGGAAAUACAGACCUCAACUCGUUUUGUCCAUUUUCAUCCCAUUAAUCCAACGACUCACUGGUAUGAGUGGUGUCUUGCUCUAUGCUCCUGUGCACUUCAAAACCCUAGGUUUACCAAAUGAUGCUUCGCUCUUCUUGGCAGUCAUUGCCGGUGGUGUCAAUGUUGUAGCAACCAUUUUUGUAAUUCAUAAGUGGUUUAGGAGGAAAAUGUUUUUGCUUGGUGGUAUCCAAAUGUUCAUACUUCAGAUUGCAGUGGCAUUUCUUAGUGGGAAUAUAGAAAUUGGAAUGUGGGGUGUAAUGACCGAUUUGUCCAAAUGGUAUGCCAUUCUGGUAGUGUUGUGCAUCUGCUCUGUUGUUGCUUGUUAUGCUUGGUCAUGGGUAGCAUUAGGAUGGGUGGUGGCAAGCAAAAUAUUUCCACCGGAGAUACGUUCAGCUGCGCAGAGUAUUACAAUGGCUGUCGGCAUGCUCUUGGAUUUCUUUGCACAAUUCUUCCUCAAGAUGCUUUGUGGUAUGAAGUACUGGUUGUUCGUCUUUUUCGCGUGUUUUGUGGCCAUAAUGAGGGUUUUCGUGGCCCGUUUUGUGCAUGAGACGUAA